This is a messenger RNA of Pedinophyceae sp. YPF-701, 3000 nucleotides long. Lineage: Eukaryota; Viridiplantae; Chlorophyta; Pedinophyceae. The record is from the annotation of a GenBank genome assembly.
AUGGUGGUCACCUCUGGGGGCCCCGAACGGGAGAGGGAGAGAGUUCGCGCGCAGGACAAGGCGCUGAAGGAGGGCGAUGUGGCGUAUAUAGUCAACCGCAAGUGGUGGGACCAGUGGGCGCGGUAUGUGGACUACGGGGACGAUGACGUCAGCAUGGGAAGUCCAAGAAGGCACCGGCCAGGCAAAGUGGACAAUCGCGAGCUUAUACCGGACGAGAACGUCGACAGCGCGCUCCAGGUCACGGAGGAGUACGCGGAGCACUUCGAGCCCCACGUCCGCGACACGCUCCGCGACGAGGACGUCCGCACGGUCUCCAAGGAGGUGUGGGAGGAAUUGCACGCGAUGUACGGCGGAGGGCCCGCGAUCAAGCGGCGCGUGAUUCCGGCGCCGGCCGGAUCGAAGGCGGCGACGCAGGCGGAGCUGUGGCCGCACGUGGUGCGCGUCCGCGGGGAGCCGUCCGGCGCGGAGGUGGCGCUGGGCAUCAGCCGCACGUGCACGCUGCGGCAGCUCUUCGGGAUGGCGUGCCGCGCGCUGAACGUCGACGGGCGGCGCUCGCGCUGCUGGGACGGCUUCGAGGCCGGCGAGAAACCCGACCUCCUCCUCAACAAGCAAGCGGUGUUCGACCAGCAGCUGAUCGCGAUGGGUCCGUCGCCGGUGAACUUCAUCGUCGUCGAGACGCGCACGGGGGACCGGUGGCCGCUGGACCCGCCCGCUGCGUCCACCCCAAGCCCGUCGGCGUCCGUCGGGCGCUCCGCCCCGGCGUUCGCGGCGACCACGCUGUCCUCGGCGGGCGCGGGCAGCAACGCGGUGGUCGAGGACGCCUCGCGCGGCCCGGGCCUCGCGGGGCUGCAGAACCUCGGCAACACGUGCUUCAUGAACUCGUCUGUGCAGUGCCUGUCGCACGCGGCGCCGCUGACGCAGUUCUUCGUGUCCGGGGACUUCCAGCGCGACCUGAACCGCGAGAACCCGAUCGGGUGCGCGGGCGAGCUCGCCGAGGCGUACGCGGACCUCGUCUCCAAGCUCUGGGCCGGCGGCGUGUCCGUCGUCGUCCCGCGCGGCUUCAAGUCCAAGCUCACGCAGUUCCGCGCGCAGUUCGGAGGUUAUAGACAGCAGGACUCCCAGGAACUGCUCGCCUUCCUGUUAGACGGCCUGCAUGAGGACCUCAACCGCAUCAAGGCCAAGCCGUAUAUCGAGGAGAAGGACGCCGACGGCCGGCCCGACGCGGUCGUCGCGGACGAGGCGUGGUCCGCGCACCGCGCGCGCAACGACAGCUUCGUGGUCGACCUCUUUCAGGGCCAGUUCAAGUCGCGCGUCGAGUGCCCGGACUGCGGGUUCGCGACGGCGAAGUUCGACCCGUUCAUGUACCUCACGCUCCCGCUGCCGUCGGAGUCGGCCCCGCGCGUCGUCCCGGUGACGGUCGUCUCGGCGAACGGCUUCUGCGUGCCCCUUAGCGUGGCGCCGGAGGUCGCGGGGUCGCACACUGUCGCGGACCUGACCGCGGCGGUCGCGCAGAUGCUCGGGAUCGGCCAGGACGAGGCGCUCGUCGUCGCCGAGGGCUUCAACGACAAGAUAUACCGCCACAUCGAAUCAUCGGAACCGGUGUCUACGAUCAGGGAGGAAGACACGAUUUACUGCUUCCGCGUGCCGCGGGACGCGUACGAGGCGCCGGGGGCGCGCACGCUCGUGCUGUACCAGAACGUGCCGGGCGGGCCGGCCGCGGGGGAGGCAGUGGUGCCGGUGAUGGUUGUAGCGCCGCCGGCGCCGCCCGCGGAUGUGCGGCUGGGCGCCGACGGCGCGCGCGUGGCGCUCGCGGAGGAGAUUUCGACGCUGAGCGGGCUCGUGUUCCGCGCGCUGACGCCGUUUCGGCGACCGGGGGCGGAGGACGCCGACUGGGUGGGGGGGGGCGUCGCGGCGGCGCACGACGCGCCGGAUGCCGACGGCGGCGGCGGCGUGGUGACGCGCGCGCGCGCGAAGGACGUGCCCGCGGAGCUGCGGCCGGAGCGCGGCGGCGAGAAGCACCAGCGCCUGGACAGCGACGGCCGCAUGGUGGUGGGGGCGUCGGGGACUCCCGGGGGGGUGUCUGACGGCGUGGGCGCGCUCGACAUCUGGACGAAGCAGCACGAGGGCGAGCAGGCGGCCGCCGCGCUCGACUCCGCGAUCAGCAGGUCCUUUGUGCUGCGCCGGACCGACCGCAUGCGCACCACGCACGCGCCGCUCACGGCCGCCCCGCCGGUGCGCGGCGGCGCGUCGUACGCGCCGAAGCGCGACCGCGCGGACAGCUGGCAGUACUUCGAGGUGAGGUGGCGCGCGGGCGUCUGGGAACAGGCCUACGACCUCACAGGCCUGUGGCGGCCCGGCGAGCACCCGAGCGCGAAGGAGCUGCGCGAGGCGGGCGGCCCCUUCGCCGGCGCGGGGUCGCGCGGGGGCGGCGCGGAAGGCGGCGUCGCCAUCGACGACUGCCUGGCGGCGUUCACAAACCAGGAGACGCUGGGCGAGAACGACAGCUGGCGGUGCCCGAAGUGCCGCGAGUUCGUGCGGGCGUACAAGCAGAUGCACGUGUGGCGGGCGCCGGAGAUCCUCGUCGUGCACCUGAAGCGGUUCUCCUUUACGAGCGCGUGGCGGGACAAGCUGGACACGCGCGUGGCGUUCCCGCUCGAGGGGCUCGAUCUCGCGCCGUAUAUCCUGAGCGAACCGGAGGAGCGCGGCGUCGUGUACGACCUCUUCGCGGUCUCCAACCACUACGGCGGCAUGGGUGGCGGCCACUACACUGCAUACUGCCUUCACAGGGAAACUGGCAAAUGGCACUGCUAUGACGAUUCUAGAGUGACCGAGGUCGGCGACGACGACGAAGUCGUCUCGCGCGCCGCGUACCUGCUCUUCUACCGGCGGCGGGAGGCCGGGCAAGCGUCGUCGCGAGGGGCUGGUGGGCGAGCGGAGGGCAACGGCGCGCCGGCGCGGAUAUCCACGCGGGCGAGCGCAGGGCGAGGCCGCGUCGCGUGA